CGCAGGCUGUUUCCGGCGCGGUCUCUCUCCGUUCCUUCCUUCCUGCCUUUGGGACCCGGAGCCUCCGCCGCGCCGCGUCGGCCAGCAGCGUUCCUUUGGCCUGCGCCUCCGAAGCGUUCCCGGGAGCCGCGAUGGAAGACGAUCAGGAGCUGGAGAGGAAGGCGCCGGGACGGAGGCCCCCCGCGGCGGGCGGCGGCGAGCGGCGGGCGGCGCUGGAGCUGGUGCAGGCGGCCGGGGCGGACGGGCGCUGCGUGACCUUCGUGCUGCACGAUGAGGACCACACGCUGGGCAACGCGCUGCGCUACAUGCUGGCCAAGGACCCCGCCGUGCACUUCUGCGGCUACACCACCACGCACCCCUCGGAGAGCCGCAUCAACCUGCGCGUGCAGACGCGGGGCGCCCUGCCCGCCGUCGAGCCCUUCCGCAGGGGCCUGGCCGGCCUCCUGGGCCUCUGCCAGUACGUGCUGCGCGAGUUCGAGACCAGCGUGGGGGACUUCCGGGAGAGGACGGCCGGCGGCGGCGGGGACGAGUCGCAAGCGCGAGUGUGAACAGGCCCCAGGCUCCUUCUGUCACCAUGUGCCCUGACCCCGCCCUGCGAGCACAUUGGCCCAAUAAACCACGUCUCAGGUUCAACCCCCCCCAAAAAAAACUGCAGUUUCCAUAACUGUUUAGAAUAAUGGAGUAAAACAUUAUGCUUGAAACAGAUAAUAAAAUUACUAUGUGUAGAUGAACGCUAUCAUAUAUUUUAUAUGAUAUUUGAAUUGUAAUAAAUCAUACAUAUAAUAUAUCAGAACCAUAGUUACUUUCUAGAAUGGACCUCCCAUUUUUAAUUAAAAACCUUUUCUGUAAUAUGUCUAGACUUUUUCUUGGUAACGUUAGGACGAUUUUCAGUCAAUACUUUUCAUACCUACUAUUAUUGGCCCUGUUCCAAAGUGUUUCUCAGAGUGGAGACUAAGAUAACCUAUGAAAAGCACUUUGCAUUCUUCACAGUAGCAAUAUAGCAGCUGCUUUACUGUCAUAGUCAUGAAGCCUAAUCAUAAAUGACACAGUAAUGUUUUUAUGACUUUCUGCCAUCAAACAGAAUACAGCGUGAUAACUGGUACAAGGGAAAAGCGCAGAAGAUACAUUGAACAUAGACUAGACUGGAGCCUAACUGGCCUGGGGGAAAUAAUAAAGACUUCUCUGAAAAGAUGUGCUUGUCCUGAAUCCACAGGCCAUGCCUUCUGUUUUGCUUGGUGCUUCGCAUUUCCACCACUCUUACGUAUCAGUGGUCAGUAGGCAUCACCAUA
This is a messenger RNA of Psammomys obesus (fat sand rat), 1289 nucleotides long. RefSeq names its product RNA polymerase I and III subunit D (gene Polr1d). The transcript has a single exon. The record is from RefSeq and is a predicted model, not a curated record. Gene Ontology annotation, molecular function: DNA binding; DNA-directed RNA polymerase activity; protein dimerization activity. Bases 132 to 548 code for a protein of 138 amino acids. Lineage: Eukaryota; Metazoa; Chordata; Mammalia; Rodentia; Muridae. Gene Ontology annotation, biological process: DNA-templated transcription. Gene Ontology annotation, cellular component: RNA polymerase I complex; RNA polymerase III complex.